CCCCUCCAGAACCCUAAACCCUUCUCCCCUGCGGCUGGGCGGCGGCGGCGGCGGCGGCUACAAGCUCCUCGUCGACUUGGAACCAUGAGGCCACCAGCUCGAGGACGCGGCGGGAGGGGAGGGAGGUUCGACGGCGGCGGCCGUGGCGGCGGCGGCCGGGGCUUUGGUGGCGGUAGAGGCGGGAGGGGCGACAGGGGUGGCAGAGGUGGAGGCGGUGGCAGGACUCCGAGGGGGGGCCGUGGUGGCAGGGGCGGUCGCGGUGGUGGCAUGAAGGGCGGGAGCAAGGCCGUCGUGGUGCCGCACAAGCACGCCGGCAUCUUCAUCUCCAAGUCCAAGGAGGACGCUCUCUGCACCAAGAACAUGGUACCCGGCGAGUCCGUCUAUUCAGAGAAGCGCGUCUCCGUCCAGAAUGAGGAUGGGACAAAGGUUGAAUACAGGAUAUGGAACCCCUUCCGUUCCAAGCUGGCUGCUGCUGUGCUUGGUGGUGUUGACAACAUCUGGAUUGCUCCUGGUACUCGUGUGCUGUAUCUUGGUGCUGCUUCUGGCACAACCGUGUCUCAUGUGUCUGAUAUUGUUGGACCAGAAGGGUUGGUCUAUGCUGUUGAGUUCUCUCACAGGAGUGGUAGGGAUCUUGUCAAUAUGGCAAAGAAGAGAACCAAUGUGAUCCCCAUUAUUGAGGAUGCUAGGCACCCUGCAAGGUACCGCAUGCUGGUUGGCAUGGUUGAUGUUAUCUUCUCUGAUGUUGCACAGCCUGACCAGGCUAGGAUCUUAGCCCUUAAUGCAUCAUACUUCUUGAAGAAUGGUGGCCAUUUUGUGAUUUCAAUCAAGGCCAACUGCAUCGACUCCACCAUGCCUGCUGAAGCUGUGUUUGCUGCUGAGGUGGAGAAGCUGAAGCUUGAGCAGUUCAAGCCAUCGGAGCAGGUGACCCUGGAGCCCUUUGAGCGUGACCACGCCUGCGUGGUGGGUGGCUACAGGAUGCCCAAGAAGCAAAAGGCUACUACGUCUUAAAGAGAAGAGAUGAUGGCAGUCUUCUUUCUGAGAUAUAUUAUGUUGUAUCCUGGAGAAAGAACUUUUGUGCAAGUGUUAGGGUUUUGUAGCAGCUAUGUUAAACUUGUGCUGGUUUAUCAGCAAUUUGGUUGAAUCAAGAUAUUGUAGUAUUGCCGUUCAUUUUCCUCGUAUGAAUCCCUUGCCUUGAUGUC
This is a messenger RNA of Panicum hallii, 1199 nucleotides long. RefSeq names its product mediator of RNA polymerase II transcription subunit 36a-like. The transcript has 7 exons. Lineage: Eukaryota; Viridiplantae; Streptophyta; Magnoliopsida; Poales; Poaceae. Gene Ontology annotation, molecular function: RNA binding; histone H2AQ104 methyltransferase activity; rRNA methyltransferase activity. The record is from RefSeq and is a predicted model, not a curated record. Gene Ontology annotation, biological process: box C/D sno(s)RNA 3'-end processing; rRNA methylation. Gene Ontology annotation, cellular component: nucleolus; small-subunit processome; box C/D methylation guide snoRNP complex. The coding region runs from base 85 to 1008 and encodes 307 amino acids.